CAGGAGGGGGGUUCUAUCUGUUCAGCGUUAUCUUAAUUUCUCCAGAGAAGUAACAGACUGUACCACGAUGCAGAAAGCCUUUAUUUUUAUACUGUUUAUGUGGAAUUCAUCCACUGCCACCUCACAAGAUGUCGUACAUCUCCGUCGAUUCUCACUUGGAUGUGAAGCAGUGAUCCCUUGUCAGAAUAACAGAGUUUAUGUAAAUCGUGUUAAGUGGUUGUAUAAAAGACAAAUGCGUGGUGAAGAAAAAACAAUAUUAGUUAUAGACAAGGGAGGAUUACUGAGCCACGGUGAUGCCUUCCGCCAUCAACUAAGAGUUGGAUCCAGGGCAUCCUUGAUCAUUGACUCUUUUACAGAGGACUAUGAAGGCCUGUACUGGUGUGUACCUGUAAAUUGUGACCCAUACAACUGCAGGACUGACAUGUUCAGAAUCAUCAGAGUAAAGAAAGAAAUUCUGAAUGAAACGUUUAAGACAGUACACGUGUCUGCAGGAGACACUUUUGCAUAUAAGUGUCCUGGUAAAUUUCCAAACACAAGAUGGACUUUUGAAGCAAGAAACAAACCAUCCUUUAGUAGCCUACGAGAAGUGACUUCAAACAAGUCUAUACAUAUUGUAAAUGUCACAACAAAAGAUGCUGGAAAAUAUACCUGUUCUGUGAGUAAAUGUAACAGACCCUUUGUGAAGCUUCUAACUGUAACGCUGUGUGUAACAGAGCGCCAGUGCAAGAAUUUAUCAGAUUCUUGUCCAGUUUGUGAUUCGAUAUUAAAUAACACCGAGCUACACAACGUGACAAAUGAACAUUCGUGUGGAUCAUUAAAUUGCAGCUCAGAUCAAAGUACGGACUUCACAUCACACACUUCAAACAACUCACCAGCUUCACAUGAACAUCAAAUGACAAUUAUUUAUGCCACACUGGGAGCCUUUGUGUGUCUCAUCUUUAUGGCACUCAUAAGUUACUACCUCAGAUUGAAAUUACGGGCAGCACGUCGGCGUUGCCCUUCUUGCUUUGGCAUUGAUGUGGAAGAGGAGGCAUCAGUGGUUUAUUCUUCCAUUAUUAUCAGGAGACCUGCACCGACGACAAACAACCACAUACCUACAUGUACACAGGAGGAUUGUGUGUAUAGUGAACUAAAAUCAUUUCAGUAGUUUUAAUGCAUUUUUAUUUGUCAUAUAAUAUAACAUAAUGAGGAAGAAGUAUUGUGACAUCAUGUGAUAAAAGCCCUAUAUACAAAAAAUAUAUAUUUUUGUACCUGUCCUUCUUGAAAAUAAAUAAGAUAUUGCAGAAAUACAACUCCAGUACUUUGAAUUGAUAUUCUAUCUUCUGAUCAACUACAUUUUUUUGUUCCACCUCUAAUCCAUU
Molecule: messenger RNA, 1361 nt
Organism: Sphaeramia orbicularis (orbiculate cardinalfish)
Lineage: Eukaryota; Metazoa; Chordata; Actinopteri; Kurtiformes; Apogonidae
Exons: 7
Coding region: 68-1147 (359 amino acids)
Source: RefSeq, a predicted model, not a curated record